GAAGUUUACAGUUUCAACAAAACAAACACCGUAUCUAUUCUCCUAUUAUGGCUAAGAUUCUGUUUGGCUAGCCUACUUGAGUUUGAGAGACUGAAAGUAAGAGUAAACAAACCAAUGGAUUUCAGUGGCGGCGGUUGGUGGUGGCUCAGCCUUAUCCUCAUCCCCUUCUUCCUCCUCAAAUUCAUUUCCAAAAGAAGCCCAACCCUCCCUCCGGGACCCUUCACCAUUCCCAUCAUCGGCACCAUCUUAUCCCUCCGCAAAUCAUUCUUCGACCUCGAGCCCAUCCUCCGCAACCUCCACGCCAAGUACGGCCCCGUCGUCGCUCUCCGCAUCGGCUCCCGCCCCUCCGUCUUCAUCGCUGACCGUCACCUCGCCCACCAAGCCCUCGUCCACAACGGUGCCGUAUUCGCCGACCGCCCUCCCGCUCUCCCCACCACUAAAAUCUUCAACAGCAACCAGCAUAGCGUCAGCUCUGCCAGGUACGGUCCCACCUGGCGCCUCCUCCGCCGCAACAUCACUUCCGAGAUCCUCCACCCUUCGCGGGUCAAGUCCUAUUCCCGCGCUCGCAAAUGGGUUCUCGAUAUUCUCCUCAAACGCCUGGAAGCCGAUGCUCACAGCGCCGCCGAUGGUGUCCGCGUAAUGGAUCACUUCCAGUACGCCAUGUUUUGCCUCUUGGUCUUGAUGUGCUUCGGUGACAAGCUUGACGAGUCGAAGAUCAAAGAAAUCGAGACCAUCCAACGUCGCAUUUUGCUGGGUUUCUCACGCUUUAACAUACUCAAUUUCUUACCCGGUUUGACCAAAAUUGUUUUCAGAAAGCGGUGGCAGGAGUUGUUUCAGCUCCGCUAUGACCAACUCGAGGUUCUGGUCCCCCUCAUCAAUUCCCGGGAGAAGGUCGAGGAAGCCAAGAUUUCUACCAAUGAUGAUGAUGAUUUCGUGCUUUGCUAUGUGGAUACUUUACUGGGUCUGGAGCUGCCAGAGGAGAAGAGGAAGCUUGAUACAGGGGAAAUGGUUACCUUGUGCUCCGAGUUUCUGAACGCUGGCACUGACACCACCUCCACGGCGCUGCAGUGGAUCAUGGCCAGUUUAGUGAAACAUCCCCAGAUUCAAGAGAAGCUGUACGAGGAGAUAAAAGGGGUGAUGGGGGAUGAUGGUACAAGAAGAGGGAAGGAGAUUGAAGAGGAAGAUUUGCAGAGAAUGCCGUAUUUGAAAGCUGUGAUAUUGGAAGGGCUGAGGCGACACCCGCCGGGGCACUUUGUGUUGCCUCACGCAGUGAGUGAGGAUGUUGUGGUGGGUGGACAUGUGGUGCCGAAGAAGGGAAGCGUUAACUUCAUGGUGGCGGAGAUGGGAUGGGACCCCAAGGUGUGGGAGGACCCCAUGGCGUUCAAGCCAGAGAGGUUUCUGGUUGGUGAUGAUAGUAAGGUUGAGUUUGAUAUAACUGGGAAUAGGGAGAUAAAGAUGAUGCCUUUUGGGGUGGGGAGGAGGAUAUGCCCUGGCUAUGGUCUGGCCAUGCUUCAUUUGGAGUAUUUUGUGGCCAAUUUGGUUUGGAAGUUUGAGUGGAAUAAGGUUGAUGAAGUUGACUUGUCUGAGGUACAGGAGUUCACCACCGUCAUGAAGCAUCCUUUGCAUGCGCGCUUGACUACAAGGCACUAGACCAGACCUUGUUAUCUUUCUAUCCAAAACUACUCAGUACUUUGCUACAUACAUAUCUACUUGGUUCAAUUUUGUCUCAAGUUGAGUUGAAUAAUCACAUUAUAUAUCUGUUGUGUUGUGUUCAGUUGUGAUGUUAAGAGACAUCUAGUAAUUAAGAAAGACUAAAACUUUGUAUAGUAUAGAAGAAGCAAACACGAAAGCCUCCAACAAGUUAUGAAUGAUUCUGGUGACUCUUAUUAGGAAGUUUGAGUUUUUGAUGUUUUUUUUUAAGGUGGGAUAUUGGGAACUAAACAAAAUUAUCUGUUUCUCAAAACUAAACUGAGCUUAGAUAUCUUGCUGGGGAAAUAGAUUGUUUCUUCUCAAGGGGUUCGAUUGCCAUGGAAUUCUUCAAGCAUUUGAUAAUAGCUUGAGGAGGAGCUAAAAUGAAGGCAACAAGAUUAGAGCA
Messenger RNA from Humulus lupulus (European hop), 2095 nucleotides. RefSeq names its product cytochrome P450 89A2-like. Gene Ontology annotation, molecular function: oxidoreductase activity, acting on paired donors, with incorporation or reduction of molecular oxygen, NAD(P)H as one donor, and incorporation of one atom of oxygen; iron ion binding; heme binding. The record is from RefSeq and is a predicted model, not a curated record. The transcript has a single exon. The coding region runs from base 115 to 1650 and encodes 511 amino acids. Lineage: Eukaryota; Viridiplantae; Streptophyta; Magnoliopsida; Rosales; Cannabaceae. Gene Ontology annotation, cellular component: membrane.